AUGGAUGGCGAGGGACCGCCGCGGGCCGGGUGGACGGGGAGGUUCGGUGGCGGGCCGCCGGGCGACGAGCGGCCGGUCCGUCACGGCGUCCGCGUCGAGGAGGAUCCGUACUUCCCACUCCCGCGUCGGGGGUCGGGCUGGGGAGUGGCGCCGCCGUCGCGGCACCUGUGGGUGGGCGGCCUGGCGCUCAGCGUCACGGCGUCCGACCUGUCGGAGCUGUUCCUCCGGUGCGGCGACGUCGAGGAUGUCGCCCGCCAGCCCGGCCGGAACUUCGCGUUCGUGAGCUUCCUGCGGGAGGGGGACGCCGUUGCCGCGGUGCGGGAGCUCCAGGGGGCUCGCCUGGCUGGGGCGCCUGUUAGGAUCGAGUUUUCCAAGGGGGAUAAGGCUUCAGGUAGCUCAAUGGAUGACAGAUAUACACAACAUACUGAUGAGCGGCAUUCUAUUGAACGUGGGAGAAAACGGCAUCUGAGUCCUGAAAACACAAUAGAUAAAUAUAAAAGAAAUAGGUCAACAGAACCUAGCGAGGUGUUAUGGAUAGGCUUUCCUCCUGGUUUAAAGGUAGAUGAGGCUCAUCUGUGGGAAGCCUUUUCUCCUUUUGGGAAGGUUCUCAGGGUAACAACAUUCCCAGGCCGAACAUAUGCAUUUGUCCAGUACACUAGUGUUGCAGCAGCCUGCAGAGCAAAAGAAGCACUUCAGGGAAAGCUUUUCAAUAAUCCACGAGUAAGCAUAUGCUUUUCUCGAAAUGAAGGUGCUGCGCCAGAAGUUGGGAAACGAUCAUUUGUUGCCCCAUAUUCCCCCCAACCUAGUGCUCGGCCUGUCAUCAGAGACCAUGAUUUUGAAGACUUUCCUAGGGCUAGGCCUUUUGAUAGCCCUCCAAGAGAUUUUCGCAUGUCAACACCACAUUUUGGCCCUAAUAGGUUGUCAAGAGAUGCUGAUGAUGUUGGCUUCAGCAAGGGUAAUUAUUUUGAACAGGACGCUGGAAUAGAGCUUGGCCAUGCGUCUAAUAUUGAGCCUUUUAGAACACGGGAGCUGGGUCAAGAAAGAAGGCUGCCUGAGGAAUUGUAUGAGCCCCAUAGACAAAGCCCUACUGCUAGGAGUGAUGCGCCAUGGAAGCCAUGGAACAACAUUCCUUUUGACAGACCUCAGAGACCCUUACCAAUGGAAGCUUCUUGGGACGUUGAAGACAAUUCAUAUCUUAUUUCAAAGAAGCCGAAGGGUGCUCAAGUGCAUGAUACUGAACUUCCUGAAUAUCCUUUCUCAGAAUUUGAUCGAGGAAAAGUUUACCCUGAGUACCAAAGGAGGCUCCAUCAUGAUCUUUCAGAAGAUGGUUUACACUCUAGAACCUCUUUGUUUACUGAUAUGCAUGAUAGACAUCAUGUUCAUCCUUUAAAGAAUAUAACUCCACUUACAAAUAAACAUGAACCAUGGCAUGCUCAAGAGAGUUUCGAUAGGCGUUUAGGGAAAAUGGAUAGAUCUACUCCUGACCAUCAUGAACCUGCUCUUAAGGAUGAAUGGAAAUGGAAUGGUACAAUAGCAAAGGGAGGCACACGGAUCUGCCGAGCUCGAUGCUUCCCUGUUGGGAAGGUCCUUAACUUCAUGCUGCCUGAGUUUCUGGAUUGCACUGCUAGGACAAGUCUAGAUAUGCUUUCUAAGCACUACUAUCAAGCUGCUGGCAGCUGGGUUGUAUUUUUUGUCCCAGAAAAUGAUGCGGACAUGACAGCUUAUAAUGAUUUCAUGAGUUACCUAGGUGAUAAGCAGCGUGCAGCAGUCUGUAAGCUUGGAGAGAGGAGCACCUUGUUUCUUGUUCCACCUUCAGAUUUCUCAGAGCAAGUACUGAGAGUGCCUGGAAAUGUCAGCAUAUCUGGAGUCAUUCUGAAGUUUCAGCAGUCAAAUCCAGAUUACAGCUCGCCGAAUCGCAAAUCAUUGGAGAGAGCUCACCAAUCUUCUGCAAGUAAUUUCAACACUGAUGUAAGCAAUUGUGAAGAUCUGCAUGCACUGAGAAGGCUCAAUCCUCCAGAUAUCAGCACAUUCCCACAGGGUCCAGAUUAUGUCCGCUCAUCAGGUGUAAGCUAUACCCCAGCAAGUGCAGAUUUUAUUCCACCCUAUAAGCCAGAGAGUGCUCCUCCAUAUGUUGUCUCUCAAUUACCGCAAGAAAGGCCACCAGCGGACCUCCCUAUGGGUAUUGUACAAGGCCAACACCAGCAACUCCCAAACAGGUUGCUCUCAGGAUGGUCCAAUAACCUGGAUGAUCCAAAUCCAGGUUCUGGUAACUUCAGUUUGGAGCAGGGUGUAAUCUCUCGUGCGCUAAAUAACAGGACACAGGAUCCGUACACAUUUGCUUCCGGAGUAGUACCAACUGGAACAGCUUCAGGGUAUGCACCAGGUGAAGCAUACAACAGCAUGUCCUGGCCUUCCAUGCAACCCAACUCACAGCAGGUAGCUAGAUCUGAUCAACCUACUAUUCCAGUAUCACUGCCACCUGAUCAACUUGCACAGCUGGCUGCCCUUCUUGCACAACAAAACCAACCUAGAAAAGUUGGUUUUCCUGUGGACAGCUCAAACAAUCAAUCUGGAUUCAUACAGAAUUCCAAUCCUCAUGGACAUGCUACAAUGAUGCCAGGCAACUCUGGCUCCAUCCCUGUCCAGAACUCACUGCCACCUGUUCCACCGUCUAUGCAACAGUUACGUGCCCAUGUGCCAGUGCCACCAAUAGGCUCGCUACCUGCAAAUCCACUCAAUGCGCUUCCGACCAGUGCUCCUAUACUUUGUAACACCACUUUGCCUAUGCCACCCAUUCAUGCUUUGGUCAACCCAGCUCAUUCUUCCAUGCCAAUGAGACCGUUCGUUCCUCCACUUCCUGAAGGUCCUCCACCCUUUCAGCAGCAAACAUCAAGUGCUCCCACAGUGCAGGCUUUAGCUACUUCUGGCCAGCAAUCUAGCCAACAACUACCUGCUCAGGACCUUGAUGGAGAUCCUCAAAAGCGCCUUCAAGCAACACUGCAAUUGGCAGCAACCCUGCUUAAGCAGAUACAAAAUCAGUCAAAUCCUGGUGGCCAGAAAUAG
Molecule: messenger RNA, 3063 nt
Organism: Miscanthus lutarioriparius
Lineage: Eukaryota; Viridiplantae; Streptophyta; Magnoliopsida; Poales; Poaceae
Source: the annotation of a GenBank genome assembly